UGAUCAAACCGCCCGGUCCGAAGUCGAAACGGAGAGGAGGUUAUUCGCAAACCUGAACAAUGGCGACCUCGCAACCUCCCCUUCGUUUUACCUCCCACAAACACCUUGCCCACCGCCUUGUGCUUGCCACCUUGACUGGCCGCGCCGUGCACAUCUCGCAGAUCCGGUCGUCGUCGCCAACAAACCCGGGGCUCGCACCUUAUGAGAUCUCCUUCCUGCGUCUUUUAGAAGCGGUGACCAAUGGAUCACAUAUAGAGAUAUCGUAUACGGGAACAAUACUGGUGUAUAAGCCUGGCCUCAUAACCGGCAGUGCUCCCGGUAGCGGUGCCAGUGGGGGUGUUAUCAAACACGAGCUUCCUGCGGGGUGUACGCGAGGGAUCAGCUAUUUCUUGAUCCCAGUUUGUCUACUCGCUCCUUUCUCGAAGGCUUCUUUCAAUAUCCUCUUCACCGGCCCGGGCGUUAUCACCUCCUCGACCCCGACGGGCGACAUGUCCGUUGAUAGUGUGAGGACCGCGAUCCUUCCCUUGUUUUCGCAAUUCGGCAUUUUCAACAAUAUUGAACUGCGUGUCCUGCGAAGAUCUAACCCGGACCGCAAUGGAAAAGGUGGCGGUGGAGAGGUUCAAUUGAUUUUCGGCCACCAAGUCCGUCUUCCUAAAACUCUACAUUUACUGAACCCAGGUCGAAUCAAGAGCGUCCGUGGUGUUGCAUACUCAACGGGCGUAUCGGGGUCUAAUAACGCGAGAAUGAUUGAGGUUGCUAGAGGGGUUCUAAACCCCUUGGUAUCAGAUAUCUAUAUUUUCUCCGAUGUGUCAUCCGCUCCAUUGGUUCCUGCUCCUGAGAAGAACAAUCCGAAUGCGAAAAGGAAAAUCGGAAUCGGUUUCGGACUUUCUUUAGUUGCUGAAUCCUCAACCGGAUGUCUGUAUUCUGCUGACGUCGCCUCUCCUCCAUCCGGUGGUCAGCCUCCCGAAGAUAUCGGGAAGCAAUGUGCCUAUCAAUUACUGGAGUCUAUCUCCGUCGGCGGGUGCGUUUCCAUGGCUGGGGCGCCUACCGUGCUGUCUCUCAUGGCAAUGGGCUCAGAAGACGUUGGAAGACUUCAGGUAGGUCGAGACAUCAUAUCUCACGAAGCGAUCGUGCAGCUGGCUCGAGAUCUCAGCCAGUUCGGGGCUGCUGGGUGGGGAGUUAGAGAUGCACCCGAAGAGAAUAAAUCGGGAGAUGUCAUUGUUAGCGUCGUCGGACGCGGUAUAGGAAAUGUUGGGAGGAAGAUUGCGUGAUCCCAUCAGAAUCACAAAGAAACUCGCAAUCUUCUUCAACAGGCACCGGGCCGGAAGCUCCAUGCGCGGGACAAACCCACGGCAUCGGCAUCUUAAUUUUGCCCUCUCAUUUGCAAAGGGAUUACCGAAUUUCGUCGUCAACGGUCUUUCCGUUCAUAGCAUAGUUGGCAUAAAAAUCGGUGUCCUUGCACCCAUAGUAUCCGGCACCAUCAUCACCAACAUUUCAACCAGCUAUAACGUACGGCCGCGAGAUCUUGAAAACAUCACGUUUAGAUUUCCCUACCCGUUUCGUGUGGAUGUGACAUAACGUGCCAUGCAUUUUUUUUCCCCCAUGUGCUUCCAAGCCAUGGACAGCGCCUAGGAUGACAUACUAUGCUUUGUGACUGUUCGCUGUUUAUGGCAUAUCCGCCAAAUCGAGGCGCCAGGUGCGAAUGUGCUGAUUACGAACUGGGCUAAAUGUAUCCCUAACCGAGCUGUUCAUUUGUACA
Coccidioides posadasii C735 delta SOWgp is the source of this 1759-nucleotide messenger RNA. RefSeq lists its product as uncharacterized. The record is from RefSeq and is a predicted model, not a curated record. Gene Ontology annotation, molecular function: RNA endonuclease activity. NCBI's taxonomy places the organism in Eukaryota, Fungi, Ascomycota, Eurotiomycetes, Onygenales, Onygenaceae. Gene Ontology annotation, biological process: endonucleolytic cleavage of tricistronic rRNA transcript (SSU-rRNA, 5.8S rRNA, LSU-rRNA); ribosome biogenesis. Gene Ontology annotation, cellular component: nucleolus.